Molecule: messenger RNA, 888 nt
Organism: Heterostelium album PN500
Lineage: Eukaryota; Evosea; Eumycetozoa; Acytosteliales; Acytosteliaceae
Product: rhodanese-like domain-containing protein
Exons: 3
Coding region: 1-888 (295 amino acids)
Cellular component (GO): mitochondrion
Molecular function (GO): thiosulfate-cyanide sulfurtransferase activity
Source: RefSeq, a predicted model, not a curated record
AUGAUUACAUCAAAGUUUGGAUAUUUGGGAUUGAAGACAAUUCAACAACACGGUGCUCAAUGCUCAUUGUUGGUACGUUCGGCAGCUGGACAGAGUUCAUUGCUCAACACUCAGAUCAGAACAUUCGCAGCAGCAGCCACUGAGAACAAAGAGAAGAAAGUAAAGAAACCAAAGGCAGAGGAAAAGAUUGUUGUUACCGACGCCGACAAUAUCGAGUAUGGUGCAAGCAGCUUGAAAUUGACUGCCAACAAGAAGGUCGUCGUACAAAAGGUCAACAAGAAGCGUUUGUUGAAACCAAAGUUGAACCCAAUCAGCAACACCGACACAGAGACUGUAUUGCUCACUCGUCUACACGAAACAACCACCACCACACAAGCUGUCACUCCAUCAGUUCCAACCAUCACAUACGAACAACUCAAACAACUACUCUCACAAACAACCGCCACCACCACCACCAACACCACAGAUUCGUUCACACUUGUAGAUUUACGUGAUCCAAAGGAAUUCUAUGGUGAUUCACCAAUUAAACAAUCUGAAAACAUUCCAAUGGAGUAUGAGAUUAAGAAAUCAGAAUCCGAACAAGCUAACGAAGCAAAGCAAAAACAAAAGGCAAAAGGAAAGAAGAAAUCAAAGUCAGAGGAAAAGAAGGUCGCAUUGGUAGACGAUUCAAACUUUUGGCAACGUUGUUGUAAAUUAACUAGUGCUCAAUGGAAAGAUAAAUAUGGAUUCCCUAAAUUACAACAAGAACAACGUAUCAUUUUUUACUCUGCCAACAAUGGUCGUAGUUCACUUGCUGCUGAAAUGGCAAUUAAUUCAGGAUUUAACAAUGUUCAAAUAUUAGAAGGUGGUAUUCGUUAUUGGAAUAAACAAGAAAAUAAACAACAAUAA